AUGAAUUUCUGUCUUCCAACGGUAGAUGGUUUUCUUAUACAGCAGCAUCAGGCUCUGGGGCGUCCCUCAGGGCAGGGUGUAGCGUCGGAGGGAGCGCACGAUGUUGCAAUACCUGCUGCUGCAGCAGGAGGGCCUUCGGCUUCUCCGGCCCCGGCCCCCCCAAACAGCUUGAAGAGCCUGCUGCACCAAAUAGCCGGCGUUGCUGCUGCUGCGCAACGGAUCCCUGUGGGUGAUGACUACACCAUUAGGACCUCCACCAGCAGCAGCGCGAGGCGGGCCACAGAGGGAGCAGCUGCAGACACCCUCCGAAUCCUCCUGGAGCUUGCUGUUGGAUGCUACGGGGGUGGAUCAGGAUCAUUCAGUUCUCUGAGGAAGGCCGAGGCCCUUCAUCGUUCUCUUGCUGCUUGCACAGGGCCCUCCGGUAGCGCCCCUAACGGCAGCAGCAUCUGCAACAGCGCGCUGCUGCAGCAAGACGGGCUGCAGAUUCAUGAGGGAGUCGGGACGGGGGUCCAGGGGCUUCUGGAUGAGCUACUUGAAGCAGUCGACGUCUCCUUGGAGGCGCACCGGCGCAACCCCCAAAAGAAGAUACGCACGCGUUUGCCCCAGGAGCAGCAGCAGGAGCAGCAAGAGCAGCAGAAGAAGGAAAAGCAGGAGCAGCAGCAUGAUGGGGACACAGUACCAGCUGACGGCACUGCCUCGCCGCAUUCUUCUAGACGUGCUGUGCCCUUGCCAGGUUUUCUGGCUGUGCUAGAGGGCCGUCCUCAGAGCAACUGGGCGUUCCUGAUAAACAACAACAGCCGACGCUUCGUCCCUCGGCUUCAGCAGAAGCCCCACAAGAAAUACCCUUUGCCGGCAGCUGCUAUCGAGGCUGAACAGCGGCUAGCCCUCAGGCUUGAGAAGCGUAGGGACCUUUUCGAGGAUGCAGUGUCGACUGCCUUGGCUCUGGAGACAGCAACAGGCCAGCAGCGGCAGCUGCUGUUGCAGCAGCUGCAGCAGCAGGAACAAAAUAUGCAGAAGCUGCAGCAGGAAGAAGAUGAUGCCCAGAAAUCGGAGAGUGCGGAGCCCCUCCCUCACCCUUAUGAGGGGGAAUUGAAGGCACUGCAGUGGCUGCUGCAGGGAGACCAGCAGCAACCAGAUGUGUACUCGGAUUUUUUCGCCUUGAAAGAGCCUAGAAUGCCUCAGCCUGUUGAGGAGACGCCUCUUGUUUUCGUGGAGACGCCGCAGCAGCUCCGGGAGAUGCUGGACGAACUCUGCAGCGGACGUCACAAGGUCGUGGCCAUUGACACGGAGCACCACUCGUAUGAAAGCUACAAAGGCUUCGUGUGUCUGCUGCAGCUGUCCACCUGCAGCAGCGCGGGGGCGGCCAAGGACUUCAUCGUGGACCCGUUUUCGUUGUUUACUUACCUUCCAGCUUUAAACGAAUUGACGGCGAACCCCAAGAUCCUCAAGGUUCUUCACGGUUCAGCCAGCGACGUCUUGUGGCUUCAGCGUGAUUUCUCUGUUUACCUCGUUAAUGUCUUCGAUACGGCUGUGGCAGCUCGGACCUUGGCUGUUCCGGGUGGUGCCUCUCUGGCGAACCUGCUCAGCUUCUACGUGAAGAAACAAAAGGACACGAAGAUGCAGCUAGCAGACUGGAGAGUCAGAACGGGGAUGUAUAACUUGGGUUGCACAACGCCGGAGGAUCUGGGGGACCCCACAGCUUCAGGACGAGCGGCAAUCCUAGGAGUGCUGGAGCGCAGCAGAGACAUUUGCCUUUCCCUGUACACGGAGGGGCCGUUUGAUGAGGAGAAGGAGGCAACACAACUCCUAAAGAGAAACAGCACCGCCCUCGCCCCUCUUUCUUUUGCCGUUCUGGGAGCUUUAGAGAAAGCAGUUGCGUCCCCUACUCCUACAGCAGGCCCGGACCAGGAUCAACGACCAGGAGAGCAGCAGCCGCAGCAACAUCAGCAACAACAGCCAGAGUCGAUGCCUGAGGACACGGAUGAUCUGUUGCCGUCUGCUGCAGUCCUAAGAGAGGCUGUAGCUGCACAGCAGCAGCAGCUGCUUGCCUCAGCGGAUGUUCCGAUCUCCCCCUCACAGGAGCCAAACGAAGGGAUUGGCAUGCAGAGCCGGCCUGGCGGCUAUGAUAGCACGAACAGUAGCAGUAUUAGUAAUAGUAGUAGUAGUAGUAGUAGUAGUCGCAGCGACAGUAGCAAGUGGCCGGAGCAGCACGACUGGUCUGUGCAGUUAGGGGGCAUCUUCUCCAUGGGUGUGAAGGGCUCCAAGCCGCCGGUCAUAGUUCAGGUUUCUUCGGCUGUCCUCUCUUGUCGCAUGGAAGGAAUGAUUGCUCACAACACGGCAACGCCUGAUGGUUUGUCUUCUUUUGAAAAUGCCCAAAACCCCUCACACACAGCACGGCAAGUUGCUCGCUGGGUGUACGGGCAGCUGCAACGGAUGGAGCAGGGCAGACUGCUGCAUGCCCGUACCAGCAAGCAACACAACCGGAUGGCAACGCCAGCAAAAGAGGAGGAGCAGCAGCAACAUCUUGACAGCACAGUCAGUUUGAUGCUCCCCGCCCACCCCCCUCCACCGCCGGACCCAGAAACCGUUGCAGCAGCGGUCGCAGCGCCAAUGACUUGUGGUUCUGCUGCAGCCGCAUCGACGGAAGCAGCAGCGGCAUCAGAAACGCUACCAGACCCUUCUGCCAAGGAUGUCAUUGAAGGAAACCGAGGCAGAAAGAGGGCGUCCCCUGCGACGACGGAGACCCCGCUGGGCCUUAUUCCUGUGGCUCAGCAGACGUGGAAGAGGCGAAGGAAACAGCGCAAGCGCGCGGCAGCUGCAGAAGCAGCGCCUGCGCGAGUAGCGGAAAUGGGUGGCAGUACGCUUGGCUUGUCGGGCACUACAACUGGUGGUGCAGUGCCUUAG
Molecule: messenger RNA, 2904 nt
Organism: Eimeria acervulina
Lineage: Eukaryota; Apicomplexa; Conoidasida; Eucoccidiorida; Eimeriidae
Product: exosome component 10, putative
Exons: 9
Coding region: 1-2904 (967 amino acids)
Biological process (GO): histone mRNA catabolic process; exonucleolytic trimming to generate mature 3'-end of 5.8S rRNA from tricistronic rRNA transcript (SSU-rRNA, 5.8S rRNA, LSU-rRNA); nuclear polyadenylation-dependent snoRNA catabolic process
Cellular component (GO): nuclear exosome (RNase complex); nucleolus
Molecular function (GO): nucleic acid binding; 3'-5'-RNA exonuclease activity
Source: RefSeq, a predicted model, not a curated record